GGGUCAGUCAGUCAGUCGCCUCAGUCUCUCACACACAGGCUGUAGUGCUCUGUGUCCUUGAAGUCCUACACAGUCUAAAAAUCCAAACUUUAACUAUUCUGUCAUCUUAAAUAACUCAGGAGAAUGGGCAUUUUUGUCUCAAAGGCCAUGGACCACAGCCUGAAGAAGCAGCAGGAGUUCAUGCUGCACAAUGCUAGAAUCCAGAUGGAGCGUCAGAUCCUCAUGCAGAAUGAGAUGCGAGAGCGACAGAUGGCUAUGCAGAUCGCCUGGUCCAGAGAAUUUCUCAAAUACUUCGGGUCUUUUUUUGGCCUGGCUGCAUUCGGCCUCACGGCCAGAGCCAUAAAGAGGAGAAACCCUGGUCUGUUUGUGCCGCUGGUGCCACUCAGCUUCAUCCUGGCGUAUCAGGUGGACAUGGCGUACGGCUCCUACAUCCACCGCAUGAGAGAGGAAGCUGAGAGCAUCAUGGUGGCUGAAGCGGAUCGGCUGAAUUUACCUCAUGGACCGCCGACAUUUGAGGGCAUUGAGAAAGCGCGCAGAGCAAAGUCCCACCUGCCUCCUCUCUCAGAGAAAUGAGGGACGCUUUUAGCAGGAGUGAGUCGGGGAGGGGGGAAUGUGUAGUAAUGAAGAUGUUUCUGCACUCUGAUGAGGUCCUUUGAGGUUCUAAAUUCAGCAGAAUUUACAGGUUUAGCUAUUGAUCAUGAGUUUGGUGUUGGUUGCUGGGAUCGAUUAGAUCAUACAGCUAGGUGGAAGAAAAUUGAUGAAGAAUUGCAGAUAAAUCUUUGAUUGGAAAAUCUUCAGCCUGAAUUUUUGGAUCAAAUGCAGCUGAUUAGAAGGAACUCUUGACUCUGAUUGGUUGUUUGUAAUCUAAAUGUGCAGCGUUGGCCAGAUAGAAAAGCCAAAGUGACACCUUUUGGGCAGUUUCUACCUUUAACCAUUCAUCUUUCUUCCUGGAUUAUUUUCUAAUUUUUACGGUACGCGUUCAAUUUCAAAGUGGGUUGAUGGAUUGUAUUUAGUGACAUUUAAUUCUGUUUUCAUUAAUUAUUACAGCUCAAGAAACACUUGAAAUAUUACAAACUGUACCUUAAUAUUAUAUUUUAGGUGAUUUGCUAAUCAGUAGCUAAAACACCUUAAAUAUCAGUUUUACUGUUUUUUUUUUUUAAAUAUGGUAACCUUCUGGCCUAAAUGUGUGUCAGUACGCACUUGUAUUUUUUUAAAAUGUAUAUAGAUGAUGUUCCUUUCUUUUUGAGCACCUUACCUGAAUGUCAAACAGAUUAAAAAAUGUCUACAAGCUGUUUAAACAGAGAUGACUCUGAAUUCGUGUGACGUCACAGGAGAGACGGAGAUGCUCUUAUCUGUACUGUCGAAUCUCUCAUGUCUGAUCAGGUGUGUGUGUGUGUGUGUCUUUAAUCAGUGAACAGAGGAGCUGUGUGUUCUACAGAGUCAUGUUACUUCAGGAGAGCAGUGUGAGGGUGUGGCACUGUACACACACAGGGUUAGGGCAGUUCUCUCAUCUUUUAGCGCGCUCUGUAAAACAGUGUUGUGUUAAAUCCCUACUGUGUGCAACUAAAAUUCAUCAAAUAAACAAUUAUCUAUCUA
Messenger RNA from Neoarius graeffei (lesser salmon catfish), 1596 nucleotides. It is a transcript of the gene plgrkt, whose product is annotated as plasminogen receptor, C-terminal lysine transmembrane protein. The coding region runs from base 124 to 573 and encodes 149 amino acids. The transcript is spliced from 5 exons. The record is from RefSeq and is a predicted model, not a curated record. Gene Ontology annotation, biological process: positive regulation of plasminogen activation. NCBI's taxonomy places the organism in Eukaryota, Metazoa, Chordata, Actinopteri, Siluriformes, Ariidae. Gene Ontology annotation, cellular component: plasma membrane.